Messenger RNA from Galendromus occidentalis (western predatory mite), 2142 nucleotides. RefSeq names its product G protein-coupled receptor kinase 1 (gene Gprk1). Lineage: Eukaryota; Metazoa; Arthropoda; Arachnida; Mesostigmata; Phytoseiidae. The record is from RefSeq and is a predicted model, not a curated record. Gene Ontology annotation, biological process: protein phosphorylation; regulation of signal transduction; G protein-coupled receptor signaling pathway. The coding region runs from base 1 to 2142 and encodes 713 amino acids. Gene Ontology annotation, molecular function: G protein-coupled receptor binding; G protein-coupled receptor kinase activity; ATP binding. The transcript is spliced from 16 exons.
AUGGCGGAUCUAGAAGCAGUUUUGGCCGAUGUGUCCUAUUUGAUGGCCAUGGAGAAAAGCAAGAAUACACCGGCGGCCCGAGCGAGCAAGAAAAUCAUUCUCCCGGAUCCAAGUGUGCGGAGUGUGAUGCACAAACAUCUGCAACAGUCGGGCGAAGUCACUUUCGACAAAAUAUUCCCACAGCAUCUUGGUUACCUACUGUUCAAAGACUUCUGCGAGAAUGUCCACGACGAACAAGUCUCGCAGCUCACCUUCUACGAGGAGAUCAAAAACUACGAAAAACUGGAAACAGACGAAGAGCGGAAGUCUUUCGCUCGGGAGAUAUAUGACAACUAUAUUAUGCGGGAAUUGCUCUCGCAUACUCAUACCUAUUCGCUGGAUUCCGUAGCACACGUCCAGAAGAAUAUUAUGAGGAACGAAGUCCCAGUGAAUCUUUUCCAGCCUUAUAUCGAGGAGAUAUUCAAUUCUUUGCGCGGGGACCUUUUCCUUAAAUUCAUCGAAAGCGACAAAUUUACCAGGUAUUGCCAAUGGAAGAAUCUCGAGUUAAACCUCCAGCUCAACAUGAACGACUUCUCAGUUCACCGGAUCAUCGGCCGAGGCGGUUUCGGCGAGGUUUACGGAUGUAGAAAAGCAGACACCGGCAAAAUGUACGCCAUGAAAUGCUUGGACAAGAAACGUAUCAAAAUGAAACAAGGAGAAACGUUGGCUCUGAACGAACGCAUUAUGCUGUCCCUCGUUUCGACCGGAGAAGACUGUCCAUUCAUCGUUUGUAUGACCUAUGCUUUCCAGACUCCCGACAAACUGUGCUUCAUCCUCGAUCUGAUGAACGGCGGCGACCUCCACUAUCAUCUCUCGCAACACGGAGUAUUUACGGAAGGCGAGAUGCGUUUUUACGCCGCCGAGGUGAUACUCGGUCUCGAACACAUGCAUAAACGAUUCGUUGUAUAUCGCGACCUGAAACCAGCGAAUAUUCUCUUGGAUGAAAACGGUCAUGUUCGAAUCUCGGACCUCGGCCUCGCUUGCGACUUCUCCAAAAAGAAGCCGCACGCUAGUGUGGGCACCCACGGUUACAUGGCGCCGGAAGUUUUAUCCAAGGGUACUGCGUACGAUUCAUCCGCCGAUUGGUUUUCCCUCGGCUGCAUGCUGUAUAAACUGUUGAAAGGUCAUAGUCCAUUCCGGCAGCACAAAACGAAGGACAAGCAUGAAAUAGACCGAAUGACCCUAACAAUGAACGUAGAGCUUCCGGAUAGCUUCUCAGCGGAACUGCGCCAUCUCCUAGACGGCCUUCUCCACAGAGAAGUGGACAAACGGCUGGGUUGUCGAGGUCGUGGAGCAGACGAGGUGAAAAGUCAUCCUUUCUUUGCGGGACUCGACUGGCAAUUGGUCUAUCUCCAGAAAUACCCUCCCCCCCUGAUACCACCACGGGGAGAAGUAAAUGCGGCCGACGCGUUCGACAUUGGUUCAUUUGACGAAGAGGAUACGAAAGGCAUCAAGCUGACAGAGGCCGACCAGGAACUGUACAAGAACUUCUCAGUCGUCAUUUCCGAACGUUGGCAACAGGAAAUCGCAGAGACUGUGUUCGAAACUGUGAACCAGGAUGCCGACAAGCGCGAGCACAAGUCUCGGUCGAAAGCCAAGGCCAAGUUCGAUCAAGAGGAGCAAUCCGACUGCAUUCUGCACGGUUACAUCAAGAAACUCGGAGGUCCCUUCGCCUCGAACUGGCAGACCAAAUACGGGAAACUCUACCCGAAUCGUGUGGAGUUACACACGGAGUCUGGUAAACCUGAAUUAAUUUUUAUGGACCAGAUCGAAGAGAUAUGUGCUGACUAUGUCAACGUAAAGGGAGAACACAGCAUCGUUCUCAAAAUGAGGAGCAGAGACGAAAGGGAUAAAGACGCUCGGAUAAUCUUUACGAAUCAAGAUGAGAUCGGUCUCAAGGAGUGGCUCAUUUCUCUCAAACAAACGCAUAAGCACUCACUCCAAAUGCUUCAAACGAUAGCCAAGAAAGCCGGAAAAAUCUACGGGACAGCCAAUGAGCCUGCGAAACAAGCAAACCAACAGUCGCCUGGCCCGACAGUUCACGCACAAGCUGCUCCCCCCGGCGGUGGCGGCCAGAAUUCUCACCGCAACGGUAGUAACUGA